AUGGCACACUUAUCAUUUAUUCUAAUUUUUUUUCUCAUAUACUAUUCUUAUUGCCAACAAUGUGAUCAAAGUUCCGAUAUAGCUCGUUUUGAUUGUUAUCCUGAAAAUGAUGCUACACAAGAAAAAUGUCUUGCAAGAAAUUGUUGUUGGAGACAACCAUUUGAGAAUAGAAAUCAAAGAGAAAAACAUUUUAGUGCUUUUCAUGAUAUAAAUGUACCGUAUUGUUAUUAUCCAAAAGAUUUUCCGACAUAUAAAUUACAAACAAAUGAACAAACGGAGUUUGGACAACGAUUACGAAUUAAUAAAUCAGAAACAACAUAUAUGCCACAUGAUAUUACUGAUUUAACUGUUGAUCUUAUAUAUGAAACAGAACAUAGAUUUCGUAUUCGUAUUUAUGAUACAAUAUACAAACGAUAUGAAGUACCACUUGAAGUACCGGUUAUAACAAAAAAAGCGAAUCAAACUGAUUAUGAUGUUAAAAUUAAUUCAAAUCCAUUUUCACUUCUUAUUACAAGAAAAUCAACAGGUGUUACAUUAUUUGAUUCAAGUGUGUCACCACUUAUAUUUGCAGAUCAAUUUAUAAAAUUUUCAACACGUUUAUCAAGUCCAUAUGUUUAUGGUCUUGGUGAACAUCGACAAGCAUUAUUAAUAGAUCUAACAGAAAAAUGGAAAAAAUUAACAUUUUGGUCACGAGACUUUCCACCCGUAGAAAAUACAAAUCUUUAUGGUGUUCAUCCAUUUCAUAUUAAUCCAGAAUUUAAUAGAGAUAAUUCAACGAAUUUUCAUGGACAAUUUUUUCUUAAUUCAAAUGCAAUGGAUAUUGAUCUUCAACCAUUACCUGCAUUAACUUAUACAACUAUUGGUGGAAUUAUUGAUUUGUAUAUCUUUACUGGACCGACAAUACAAAAUGUUAUUGAACAAUAUUGGGAUAUCAUCGGAAAACCAAUUAUGCCACCUUUUUGGUCAUUAGGAUUUCAUCUUUGUCGUUAUGGUUAUAAUAGCAUUGAAAAUAUGUUAGCAACUGUUAAAAGAAUGGAUGAUGCUAAUUUUCCAUAUGAUGUACAAUGGACAGAUAUUGAUGCAAUGUCAUCUUAUUUAGAUUUUACAUAUGAUGAAAAAAAUUUUCAUGGUCUUCCUGAUUUUGUACGUAAUUUACAAGCUAAUGGAAAACAUUAUGUUAAUAUAAUUGAUCCUGGAAUAAGUUCAGUUCAAUCUCCGGGGUCCUAUUUACCAUAUGAAGAAGGAUUAAGAAAAAAUAUUUUCAUGAAAAAAUUUAAUUCAACUGAAUUAAUUCUAGGAAAAGUAUGGCCAGGUAUAACAGCUUUUCCUGAUUUUACAAAUCCAAAUGCGACUGAUUGGUGGACAAAUAUAUCUUCUAUUUUUCAUGAUAUCGUUCCAUUUGAUGGAAUGUGGAUUGAUAUGAAUGAACCAUCAAGUUUUAUUGAUGGAUCAAGUGAUGGUUGCACAAUGAAUAAUUUAGAUAAUCCACCAUUCAUUCCUAAUGUACUUGGUGGUAGUCUUAGUUCAAAAACUUUAUGUCCAUCUGCUCAACAAUAUCUUUCACAACAUUAUAAUUUACAUAGUAUGUUCGGUUAUUUCGAAGCAAAAGUAUCAAAUGCAGCAUUGAAAACAAUUCGAAAAAAACGACCAUUUGUUUUAUCUCGUUCAUCAUUUGCUGGUUCAGGUAAAUUUACUGCUCAUUGGACUGGAGAUAAUCGAGCUACAUUUGAUGAUAUGUACUUUUCAAUUCCUGCUAUUCUCAAUUUUAAUAUGUUUGGUAUCACACAUGUUGGUGCUGAUAUUUGUGGAUUUGGACUUGAAACAACUGAAGAAUUAUGUACACGAUGGAUGCAACUUGGCGCUUUUUAUCCAUUUAUGAGAAAUCAUAAUGACCUAGGACAAAAAGAUCAAGAUCCGGGAUCAUUUUCAUAUGCAGCUCAACAAAGUAUGAAACAAGCAUUGCUUAUGCGAUAUUCAUUAGUUCCAUUUUGGUAUACUCGUCAUUACGAAGCAGCAAUGUUAUCUAGAACUAUUAUUCAACCACUUUUCUUCGAAUAUCCAAAUGAUAGAAAUACGUAUAAUAUUGAUCAACAAUUUUUAAUCGGGCGUGCUCUUCUUGUCUCACCAAAUUUAAAAACAGAAACAACUUCUAUUAAUGCUUAUAUUCCUUCUGAUGUUUGGUAUGAAUUUCCAUCCGGUAUUAGAGUUGAAAAAGUAGGUACAUUUAUAAAUUUGGAUGCACCAUUAUCAAAAAUAAACGUACAUGUUCGUGGUGGUUUUAUUAUUCCAAUGCAAAUACCCGGCGAUAAUUUAAUUAUUGGACGUGGUAAUCCAUUUACAUUACUUGUUGUACAAUCUCAAUGGGGUAAUGCAAAUGGAAAUCUUUUCUGGGAUGAUGGUGAUUCAAUUGAUUCAAUUGAAACAAAAACAUAUAAUUAUUUGGAAUUUUCAUUAAUGAAUGGCACUACAUUGAGAAUAGAUGCUCUUGUAACAAAUUAUCAAGAUAGACCAAUGCGUUUGGAACUUGUAAAAAUUCUUGGAGUUAAUAAGACAGUUACUAAUGUGAAUAUAAAUGGAAAAUCUUAUACAAAUUUUCUCUAUAAUAUUUUUGAUCAAAUUCUACUUAUAUAUGGACUUGAGUUAGAUAUGUUAACUCAAUCAAUUCAAACCAUUCAAUGGACAAUGACAAAUUAA
Adineta steineri is the source of this 2694-nucleotide messenger RNA. NCBI's taxonomy places the organism in Eukaryota, Metazoa, Rotifera, Eurotatoria, Adinetida, Adinetidae. The record is from the annotation of a GenBank genome assembly.